UUGCAACGUCAACGAGAAAAUGAUUUGGUUUGUCAGAGCGACAGCAGAUUAGCAGUUGAGACCAUUGCGUCUAUUUCAACAACAGCACAGUAAACACAGUGUGUAGAUAUGGAGGCAGCCAUUUGUCUGCUGUCUGAAGAUCAGUUCCUGUGCUCCGUCUGUCUGGAUGUGUUCACUGAUCCAGUCACCACACCAUGUGGACACAACUUCUGCAAGAAGUGCAUCAAUGAUUACUGGGAUACCAACAACCAGAACAUGUGUCCAAUGUGUAAAACGGUUUUCAUCUCCAGACCUGAGCUGCUCGUCAACACCUUCAUGUCUGAAAUGGUUUCUCAGUUCAGACAGUCGGCUCAACAGAAAGCCAGCAGCAGCAGCUCAGAGCAACAAGAGUCCAAACCAGGAGAAGUUCCCUGUGACGUCUGCACUGGAACCAAACUGAAGGCCCUGAAGUCCUGCCUGGUGUGUCUGGUCUCCUACUGUGAGACUCACCUGGAGCCUCAUCUGACAAUGUCAGGCCUGAAGAGACAUCAGCUGAUGGACCCUGUGGAGAACCUGGAAGACAGGAUGUGUACGAAGCACGAUAAACCUCUGGAGCUGUUCUGUAGGACCGACCAGACGUGUGUCUGCAUGCUCUGCUCUGUGUUAGACCACAAGAUGCACAAUGUUGUUCCUCUGAAGGAAGAAUAUGAAGGAAAGAAGGUCGAGCUGGAGAAGACAGAGGCUGAACUUCAGGAGAUGAUCCAGAAGAGACGACUGAAGAUUCAGGAGGUCAAACACAAAGUGGAGCUCAGUGAGGAAGAUGCAGACAGAGAGAAAGCAGAAGGUGUUCAGGUCUUCACUCAUCUGAAGGAGUCUGUUGAGAGAAAACUGAACGAGCUCAUCAAUACGAUAGAAGAGAAGCAGAGAACAACAAAGAAACAGGCUGAAGACUCCAUCAGAGAGCUGGAACAGGAAAUCUCUGAGCUGAUGAAGAGAAGCACUGAGGUGGAGAAGCUCUCCCUCUCUGAAGACCACCUCCACCUCCUCCAGAGUGUCCAGGCCCUAAACAUCCACCAUCCACCACCCACCAAGGACUGGUCUGAGGUCAGUGUUCCUCCAGCAUCAUAUGAGGGGACUGUGGUGAGAGCUGUGUCUCAGCUGGAGGAGACUCUCAGUAAAAAGAUGAAGAAGCUGGUUGAAGUUGAGCUGAAGAGGGUCCAGAAGUUUGCAGUGGAUGUGACUCUUGAUCCUCAAACAGCUCAUCCUGAUCUCAUCCUGUCUGAUGACGGGAAACAAGUGAAUGAUAGUGAUGUGAAGAAGAAUCUCCCAAACAACCCAAAGAGAUUUUCCCACAAUCCCUGUGUUUUAGGAAAGCAGAGUUUCUCUUCAGGCAGAUUUUACUUUGAGGUUCAGGUUAAAGGAAAGACUGACUGGGAUUUAGGAGUGACCAGAGAGUCGAUCAACAGGAAGGGAGACAUCCCACUGAGUCCUGAGGAUGGCUACUGGGCCAUAUGGUUGAGGAAGAGAAUCAAGUACAAAGCUUUAAGUGACCCUCCAGUUCUCCUCUCCCUGAAGUCUGGUCCUCAGAAGGUGGGGGUGUUUGUGGACUAUGAGGAGGGUCUGGUCUCCUUCUAUGACGUAGAAGCUGCAGCUCUCAUCUUCUCCUUUACUGGCUGCUCCUUCAAGGAGAAACUCCUCCCAUACUUCAACCCGGGUCUGAAUGACGGUGGUAGAAACUCCACCCCUCUGAUCAUCUCUCCUGUCAAUCACAAGGAGUAG
This is a messenger RNA of Cyclopterus lumpus (lumpfish), 1758 nucleotides long. RefSeq names its product E3 ubiquitin-protein ligase TRIM21-like. The record is from RefSeq and is a predicted model, not a curated record. Gene Ontology annotation, molecular function: protein binding; zinc ion binding. The transcript has 2 exons. The coding region runs from base 109 to 1758 and encodes 549 amino acids. Lineage: Eukaryota; Metazoa; Chordata; Actinopteri; Perciformes; Cyclopteridae.